CGUCGCUACAGUUAUUUCUAUGUGUGUUUUAAUGAAAUAGAUUUACUGUCUAGGUUAUGUAAGCUUAUAAAUUGGCCGGUUUACACUUGUGAAGUCGACUUUCAUUAGAAUAUUUGAUUGUUUAGAGUACUUCUUAUUAACAUUAAAAAUAUGCCAGAGAAAAGAACAAUAGCCGUGUUUGGCACCGACAUCAUUCAAGGCGAGGCUGUCGCCAGAUUUCUUGCACGUGACAAGGAUAUACAGGUGCGCGCCAUCACUUCUGAUGUGACAUCACAAAUGUCUCUGAGUAUGAAAAACGAAGGUGUUGAACUAUGUGAAUGUAGCUUCAAAGAUGUUGAUGAUAUAUGUGCUGCCAUAGCUGACGUGGAAGAAUGUUUCGUUUUAACAAACACCGACAUUUCUGAUCCAUUUUGUGUUGAAAACGAAAUAAAACUUGGACGCCGCAUCGCUGACGCAUGCGCUAUUUCAAAUAUUGGACAUAUAGUUUUUAGUACACAGGUUCAUACCCAGAAAGUUAAAGGUGUCCAAGUUCGACAGUGGGUGACUAAAGCAGAGAUUGAAGACUAUAUGAAAGUGAAAAACUUACCAUUGACUUGCAUUAUGGUCCCGUUUGUUUAUCAAGAUUUUUUCGGUGUUCUAAAACCAGAAAAAGUCCAAAACAACACUUAUCAAUUAGAGAUACCGAUGGGAUUAACUCCAAUAGAUCUAAUUAGUGUAGAUGAUAUUGGUGGUAUAGUUAAAUCUAUAUUGGAUAAUAAAUCACAGUAUAUCAACAAAACAAUCAGUAUCUCAGGCGAUAAACUAACCAUAGCAGAAGUAGCCGCCAUAUUGAAUAUAAACAUGAAACCUAAAAUGUUUCGAGAAAAGCAGAUCUCCAUAAAUGAUUAUCGACAGAAAGAAUUUCCAGGCAGCAGAGAUUGGGCAAAUAUAUUUAAUUUUCUACUGCGAGUAGAUACUCAAUAUAAUGUCUCAAAAACCAAGACUCUCUAUCCCGAUGUCAAGUCUUUUCAAGAGUGGGUUAAGGAGAAUGGUGCGUGGAUUCUCUCUCAACUUUCAUAAACAGAGUUGUGUAGACAAUUAUAAAUUGUUUAUAUUAAGAAUAGGGUGGGAUGAAAGUUGUUAUUAUUUUAAUGCUACGUUAAUAACCUUAAUGUGUUACAAGGUUUGCUAUUUACAUAUAGUGCUUCUGGAUUUCUUUACAUUAUUUAAUUGCCUGGUGGAAUUACCACAGACACACUUUCGUAAGCCACACAUGCACAAGAGCUCUCAAUUCUUACAACACACGAAUCAUCUCAUUAAUCAACAGAAAAAUUAAACAACGCCACCAGAUAUGCAUACGCCAUAUCGCCUACACAAGAGGUAGUAGAUAUUUGAAAAGUUGGUCAAAUGAGUGUUAGAAAUUCAUAACAAAGAAAUAAUGGAUUUUAGAUGCUCCGCAAUUGAAAGACAAAAAGUACGUUUGCUCCCCUUGUCGUAUUGAUUUAGAAGACGAAAACUUAGUUGAAUCACUAUCUGGCAAAAUCUUGAAGUAAACUCACAAGCACUUUAAUUCUAAAAUUAAAGUAAUAUUCGGUCAUUGAUACCUUCUUAAAAUCAGCCUUUUUGCGCCAAGAUUUGUUGAUUGAUAGACAGCCGCCGUCUUUCUUAGAAACAAAAUGAAUCUAUUUCUUUAUAGCCCAAUAACCAGAAAAAUCAUUUCAUAUAUAUAUCACGGCAUGACCUCGGGUCUAUCACUUCCUACAUCCACCCAUUAUUGUACGUUAACAAGCCAGAAACCAGACAUAACAGUUUUUUCUAAGUAAUGUUUGAAAUACAAGAAUGUUUAGUUUUAACAUCAGCGAUCCAAAUUACACAAUUAUGUUACAUAAUUGCCACAGAGUAGCCUAUUACAAAUAAACGAUGAGAUGUGGUUCUAACUAUUUAUACUCGAUUUACAAAAACAGAUAUCGUAAACCGUGCUUCAUAGGUAUAUAGCACACGUUGACAUUACUGUUAUUGCUACAGAAACAUUAGUUUGUUAUAUCUAAUCGCUACACCCGGCUAAUGUAUAUAUAAUGUAGAUAUAAAUAUUUCUGUCAUUAUUUAUAAGUGUGAGUGUUACACUGUAAAGUAUACUCUUGUUGUUUUAUAUUAAACUGUUCAGAAUAUAAUUUGGCGAUUAUAAUAC
Messenger RNA from Patella vulgata (common limpet), 2167 nucleotides. RefSeq names its product nmrA-like family domain-containing protein 1. The coding region runs from base 151 to 1059 and encodes 302 amino acids. The record is from RefSeq and is a predicted model, not a curated record. NCBI's taxonomy places the organism in Eukaryota, Metazoa, Mollusca, Gastropoda, Patellidae. The transcript has 4 exons.